Melanotaenia boesemani (Boeseman's rainbowfish) is the source of this 3392-nucleotide messenger RNA. RefSeq names its product cytokine receptor common subunit gamma-like. Lineage: Eukaryota; Metazoa; Chordata; Actinopteri; Atheriniformes; Melanotaeniidae. Gene Ontology annotation, cellular component: external side of plasma membrane. The record is from RefSeq and is a predicted model, not a curated record. Gene Ontology annotation, molecular function: cytokine receptor activity; protein binding. The transcript is spliced from 8 exons. The coding region runs from base 66 to 1082 and encodes 338 amino acids. Gene Ontology annotation, biological process: cytokine-mediated signaling pathway.
GGGACGAUAAGAUGUAGAAGUAGAUCCACGCCAACACUGACAGCAUCCUGUUUCUGUCUGCCACGAUGCCGACUCAACUGCUUCUACUUCUCUGUAUGAUUGGAUACGUGUUGGCAAAAAAGCCUGAUAUGGAGUGUUUGGUGAGGAAUCUGCAAUAUGUUCAAUGUUCCUGGGGGGGCCAGGAGAGACUUGAUGUCAAUUACACCUUCAUUAGCUGGUUCCAUGGUGAAGAAAAACAAAACUGCACUUACUAUUUGUCAAAGAACAAUACGAACACUGGCUGUAACCGUCCUUACAACAAAAGUGAUAGAUUCUACACAUUUUACACUUUACUGGAACAUGACAACAAGGUGUUUGAUCACAGCCAUGACCUUAAAAGCAGAGUCAAGUUAAACCCACCGGCCAACGUGUCUGUAAAAAAUGGAUCUGACUUCAACCUGUGGUUCUACUGGAACCAAACUAACCCAGCCUGUGAAGAGAGUGAAGUCAGCACCAGAAAAAACGAACAACCCUGGGAGUACUCUGUUGUGAAUGGGAAGAACAGUUACUGCAUCAACUUGCCAUCCACCACUUCCAGAUAUGAGUUCCAAGUGCGAAGCAAAAUAGGGAGCUCUUGUGGAGAGUCUACUUUCUGGAGUGACUGGAGUGAGCCUGUGGUCUGGGGAUCCAACAACGGUACAGAUCCAAAUCAAACAAAUAAAUCAGUACCUUUUUUUAUGCCAGCGGUAUAUGUGGUGGUUACCAUCACACUCAUCCUACUGGUCAUAUUAUUACUGCGCCAUGAGAGAAUUGUCCUCAUCCCUGUGGUUCCAAAGCCGUCCUUGAUCUCUCAUGACAUUGAGGAUUGGUUUCAGUUCUCCAAAGGCCUUACAGAUGGUUUCAAAGCUAAUUAUGAUGAGCGAGCCUGCUCUGUGCGCGAGUACACCUACAUGUCGCGGUCCGACAGUGAGAGCUCUGACAGCUCCAACCUUUCUGCCAUCACUGACCAGACCAACUGCUCCAUCACCAUCGCUGUGAAUGACACAGAGGACCCAUCUGCCCCCUUCAUCUCCUCCUCAACCUCAUCUGAGGAGAUGCAGUAGAUCUCAGGCUAAAAGGAAAAUCAGCCAAAGUUUGGUUUGUUAAAACAAAGCAAUUCUUUUACUGAAUCAUCUCCUGCUUGGCUGCAAGGAUAGGAAAAUAAAUUAAUGAUCUGUGGUUUAAUUAGCUAAGAGUUGUAGUUCAGAGAAAACCCAAUAUCUGAAACAUUUAAAGAAGUCAUGUGAAUUAAAAAGUUAAGCAUGUCCAGAUUAAAAAAUACAUUUAAAAUGUAGUUGGGAAUAAAUUAUUGAUCAUUUUCAAUUAUUUUAGCAUGUAUUAAAUCUGGACCACAUUAUUUGAACAGACAUCUAGCACUAAGGUCAAUAAAAAAUGUUUUUAAAAGUAUUUAAGGAAUGUAUUAUCCACUUUGAAGAACCUUUACCUUUUCAUUAGUGUUCUGCUGAUUUCACCUCAUAUAAAAAAAAAUGUAUUUAUAUUUUAAAAUGGCACCAUCUCUUUCAUUCAUUCAUGCAUCUGACAGAUUUUAACAAAAAAUCUGUUUAAAAACCAAAAUGUUGUCUUUUUCAAGCAUUUAUAAUGUCUGAUUUAUAAAGUUAGAGUUUGGAUCUUCAUCUUCAUUUCAGUAUUUUACUUUUAAGAUGAGAUUUUGAGUUGUAAAAAUAUGAAUAUAUAGUGUUGAGAUUGAUGUUAGGUGUUAAGCGUGCAGAGAAAAACAUUUUAAAGCCUUUUACCGAUGUAAAACACAGCUUUGUUGUUAAGAUAAAACACAAUGAAUCUUGUCCCAAGCAAAUAUGCUUUUUAGGUCAUACUACAGAAAUACCCUGUGAAAGUCAGACUCUGCUGAUACAUAUUCAAACUGGAGUAACUGGCUUAACUCCAGUAAGAAUAAGUGUAAGCGUGAGUGGUCUUUUGUCUCAUGAACCAGUGACCUAUUUAAGAUGAACACCACUGUUUGACUGAUAACAGCUGGGUUAGGUUUGGGCAAUUUGGCAUCAGAUUAAAUGUGUAUAGAAAAUAGAUUAACCUUAUUUAUCAAUUACAUGCAUAAAGGUUAUCCCCUUCACUUACCUACAAAAAGUUUGGGAAACUACUUUAAGAAAAUGGACAACAGAAACUAAAUCAAAAGAAAAAAAAUCAUAAAUGACCAUUACUGGAGUGGGGAAAAAAAAGAGAUUAUUACAUCGAUAUACAAUCAGUAAAAAUGUGAAAACUAAAAAACAAGAUCUAUGUGUUGGCAAAGGAGUAUGUCAUCUUGUAUAUAAAAUAUGAAUGUAUACUUAAAACUGACAAGAAAAGCACUGGUUGCUUGGUUGUUUUAUGACUUACUUGAGCCCAGACGGUCUCAGUUUCUCUAACUGUAGCAUGCACAGCAUCUUGUUGAUAGAAACGAUGGAGACUUGUCAGAUUUCUGGUGGAGAAGAAUAAGUCUGGGCUGUCAUUGACAGAGAAAUGACAGCCUUUGCUUGUAAUGCAGAAGUUGUGACAGGUGAAGGGGAUUUACCUCAAGUUGGAGAUUUAUGAGAAAAGUACUUUUGUUUUCAUAGAAAAAAUCGUGUAGCCCACAGUGGCUGGGCCCUGAUGGUAAACACACUGGACUGUGUUCUUGUUUCUAACCAGAGCAUCUUCAAAAGGAUCAUUGCAGUUGUGGUUUAUAUAAUUAUUAGUGUGUAAUAGUUUCAUGUAGUGUUUAACCAUUUAAAUAAGGCUUCUUGUUAAAAAGGUUUAAAACUCACAAAUACUUGGAUUAAUUAAAAGACAGAAUUUCCAGUGACUGAAGAAACAAAACACAUCUUACAGAAGGAAAAGACUCAAACAAAAUUAUGUGCUCAUACCAAUUGGUUUACCUAGGCUAUUCAUUUUUUUGUUACUUCUUGUCACUCCCAAACAUAAUCAUUUUGUCUUUUAAGAUUAUGAGAAAAGAUUGGACCAAUUUUCUCAUAUUUAACUAUAGAUUUAAAGUUUCUCAGAACACCACAUCAAUAGCAUCCAAGGAUCAAUUAUAAUAUCAGUGUAAAAUAAGAUAUUGGCUUUUAAUUAACCCAAACAGCAUUUCUAAAUAAUUUUUAUUUGCAUAAAUAAAACCAGGAGGAUCUAUUUGUAGUGAAGUGUUGUGAUAUAUGUAUAUGUAACAACAAUUACUGACACAUGUAUUUCUCAUGUUCUAUGUUCAGGUCUUAUUUUUCUAUUUCUUCCUCUCAUUGACAGUUUUUGAUCUUUAUGAAGUUUAUGAACUUGUGCCCUUAGGGUUUGUAUCUUUAAUCUAUAACUACCAUUCUUUAUCCAGUUGUGUAAACCAGGCUGUACUACCCCCUCAAUUUUUUUUUUUUAAUAAAUUUGUCUAUUUUCAACAA